AUGGCGGAGCAAAAUCAACCACAAAAUGACGAUCCAUUCCUUGGACUUGCGCCAGAAGAGGUGAGUUUCUUUCUUCUAACAAAAAAAUACUUAUAUUUGAAAAAAAAUGAUUUGUUUUAGGAGAAAUUUGCGAAGAACUUGACAGCCAAAUGUGUUUUGGGAGCUAUCUCACAACCAUUGACUGUUACUCGAAUUUUGAUUCAAUUGGGACAUGAACCUUUCGCACUUUCGACUGGAAAAACAUUGAUUGUUGCUGGAAGAAAUGCAUAUUUCUUGCCAAAUGCUUUCAGUUAUAGUAAGUUUUAUUUCAAAAUUAUUAUUUUCAAUGAAACAAAACAAAUAUUUUAAGUGCGCCAACUUGCCAAUACCCAAGGUCUUGGAGUUCUUUGGACUGGUCUUGAUUCGGCUAUCAUUUCUUUGAUUGCCCAAGGAAUUGCGUCACAUAAUACAGAAAGAGUGAGUUGUAAAUUGAAUUGAAAAUUAUUCAUAAGAAGUGUUUUUCAGUACAUCGAUGAAUAUUAUCCAAACAUCGGUGGAGCUCCAGAAAACAUCGAUAAAGAAGAAGAUGUUUUAUCUGAUCAUGAAUCAUUCAAGCGUGUUCUUCGCUCCGCAAUUCGUGAUUCAGUUGUUCGUGUAGCUGCUAUCACCGCUUCUCGCCCAUUCACUGUUGUUUUGAUUCGUCAAAUCGCACAACUUAUUGGAAAAGAAGUCAAAUACACAACAACUUUCAAAUCUUUGGGUCUUAUUGGAUCUCAAGAAGGACCAGCUGGUCUUUUCAGUGGUUUGGCUCCUCAAAUUCUUGGUGAACUUGUUGUUAUUUGGGGUGUUCAUUCAUUGACAUAUGCACUUCAACGAACACUUCUUCGAACUGAAAUUGGAAACACUAAACAAGCUGAUGAAAAUGCAGUCAAAUCGGCGAAAGAUGUUCAAAAGUUUGUCAAGACCGCUGUUCCAUUUGUUGUCAAUUCGUUCGGAUAUCCAUACGGCGUUGUUUCGUGUGUUAUGGCUGUUGCUGGAUCAGGACUCGCUGUCUCAUUCCUUCCAUAUUCGCCAUCGUUUGUUACAUGGCAUAAUGCAUGGGAUUAUUUGAGACCAAAUGGAUUGAAACGAGGAGCCAGAUUGUUCCUUCGUGAACAGGUGAGCAUUGGGGGAAUUUUUGAGACUUAAAAAAAAUGUUCCGGUUCAAAAAAAGCUCACGUUUUUUACAAGGGAACCUUUUUUACUCAACACUUCAAAUCUUGGUGAAAUUUUGUCCAUGGACAGCUUUUGGGGUCAUAAGAACACCCUGAAAAUUUUAGUUACCCAAUGGAUCUCUGAGCCAAGUUCUGGGCUCUCAAAAGUUCGAAAAUUCCCAAAGUUUGGAAUCCAAACACAUCAUAAUUCAAUUCUCGAUCAUUUUUAUGAAAAACUGAGUAGCAGAUGAUUAUCAGUGUUUUAUGGACCAAUUUUUGGUAUUUUGAGAGCCCAGAACUUGGCUCAGAGAUCCAUUGGGUAACUAAAAUUUUCAGGGUGUUCUUAGGUUCCCUUGUCAGUCCCAAAAAUGUUUUCAACUAUUUUUCUCAAAUUUCAAAAUUCGAAUUUCAGGUCGGAGCUGUCACUGUUGGAACCGACUCUCAAUUGUAUGCUAGCAAUUCGUAUUUCGCCUAA
Messenger RNA from Caenorhabditis angaria, 1647 nucleotides. NCBI's taxonomy places the organism in Eukaryota, Metazoa, Nematoda, Chromadorea, Rhabditida, Rhabditidae. The record is from the annotation of a GenBank genome assembly.